AUGGCUGGACUAACCGUAUACCUUAGCGUCCUCUUCCGACGAAAUGCCGUCUUCCUGAGCUCGAUGUUCGUCGGCGCGUUCGUAUUCGAAAUUGCAUUCGACUCGAUUAGCGACAGAAUAUUCGACUCCAUCAACAAGGGUAGACAAUGGAAGGAUAUCCGAUACCAGUACAUUCAGAAGGCCGAGGAGGAGGAAUAG
This is a messenger RNA of Paracoccidioides brasiliensis Pb18, 198 nucleotides long. RefSeq lists its product as uncharacterized. Gene Ontology annotation, biological process: mitochondrial electron transport, ubiquinol to cytochrome c. The coding region runs from base 1 to 198 and encodes 65 amino acids. The transcript has 4 exons. The record is from RefSeq and is a predicted model, not a curated record.